Messenger RNA from Brachypodium distachyon (stiff brome), 2197 nucleotides. Its product is annotated as probable serine/threonine-protein kinase PBL28. Gene Ontology annotation, biological process: protein phosphorylation. The transcript is spliced from 8 exons. Gene Ontology annotation, molecular function: protein kinase activity; ATP binding. NCBI's taxonomy places the organism in Eukaryota, Viridiplantae, Streptophyta, Magnoliopsida, Poales, Poaceae. The record is from RefSeq and is a predicted model, not a curated record. Bases 728 to 1786 code for a protein of 352 amino acids.
UCCGCUUCUUCCUCCCGAUGUCCCAAUCACUCACCAUCCCUCCAAAUUUUGUUGCUGUUGCAAACUUGCAAUGCACCAACCAAAUAACCAAAUAAACCCUCCCCGCCAAUCCAUUCCCCUCCAAAAACCAAGAUCAAAGAAGCCCCAGUUUCGCACUUUAGCUUCUCGAACCAGUGACCGAUGAUGCAUCAAGCCACCAUCCGUUUGAGUUUGGGCAUUUCUUGAUCCAUAAGGACCCUCCUUGUGCACACGCUUUGCCAGUUGAUGCAAUUCCUUCUUCCUCCUCCUUGUCCUUCCUUUACUUCUUUGCAAACGAGGAAGAGCCUUUAGGUGGCGCGUCUCGUCGUAGGUACGUAGCUCCUAAGAGACCAUCUCGGUUUCUAUCUCUGAAGCCUUCCUUGGCACACGCCUGUAUUGCUACGGCACUGGAGUCCUUGUUCAGUUGUUCUUGUCCUCUGUUCUUCUGUCCUGUUUGUACUCCAGCCAGCGUCUCUUCUGCGGCGACCGAUUCACGGGUUCAGUGGCAGCCAUUCUUCCAGCACAUGUGCUUUUUCGCAUAAAGGAAGUGCCUGUGUGCCUUGGGCUCACCGGAGCAAGGAAUAAUCCUCCUGCCUUUUGAUCAAGGAAAGGUAUAUUGGAAUCCGCAAUAAUUUUUUGCAAGAAGGAAAAAGGUUUCGACGACAACGAAGGUGCCAAAAGCUUUUGGUAGUGGAUCCUAAGAGGCAAGAUGUUCAACAUAGUCUCGUCAUGGAACAAGAGGAUGAGAAGCAAAUCACUUGAUCAGUUAAAUCCUUGGGUAUACAAGACAGCCGAGCUAUGGCAGGUGAAGGAGCAAGGCCCGCUGCCGUUGAUGCCGCCGAAGAAGCGCAACUGCUCCAUGGUCUUCACCCUCAAGGAGAUGGAGGAGGCGACUGGCAAGUUCAGCGACAAGAACCUCGUCGGCAAGGGCGGCUUCGGCCGGGUUUACAGAGGCGUCCUGAAAAAUGGGCAGAUUGUUGCCAUCAAGAAGAUGGACCUACCGGCGUCGAAGCAGGCGGACGGCGAGCGCGAGUUCCGCGUGGAGAUCGACAUCCUGAGCAGGCUAGACCACCCCAACUUGGUGACGCUGAUCGGCUACUGCGCCGACGGGAAGCACCGGUUCGUGGUCUACGAGUUCAUGCCCAGAGGGAACCUCCAAGACGUCCUCAACGGGAUCGGCGAGGUGAGGAUGGAGUGGGGGCAGCGGCUGCGGAUCGCGCUGGGCGCGGCGAGGGGGCUGGCGUACCUCCACUACAGCACGGCCGUCGGCGUUCCCGUCGUCCACCGGGACUUCAAGUCCAGCAACAUCCUCCUCACCCAGCACUUCGAGGCCAAGAUUUCGGACUUCGGGCUGGCCAAGCUGAUGCCGCAGGACCUGGACCUGUACGCCACCACCAGGGUGCUGGGCACCUUCGGCUACUUCGACCCUGAAUACGCGCUGACGGGGAAGCUGACCCUGCAGAGCGACGUGUACGCCUUCGGCGUCGUCCUCCUGGAGCUGCUCACGGGCCGCCGCGCCAUCGAUCUCAGCCAGGGGCCUCAGGACCAGAACCUCAUCGUCAAGAUACACCAGAUGGUCGGGGACCGGAAGAAGCUGCGCAAGGUGGUGGACAGGGACAUGGGCAAGGGGUCCUACACGGUGGAGUCGGUGUCCAUGUUCGCCGGCCUCGCCGCGCGCUGCGUCUGCUUCGACAGCGCCGGCCGGCCCUCCAUGCAGGACUGCGUCAAGGAGCUCCAGCUCAUCAUGUAUGCCAACAUGAAGAUCUGAACCAAAAAUUGUUUUGAGACGGGUCGCUGAUUCGAUCUUUGUUUCUGGGGGGAUGCUCGCUUGUACACAAGGGUACAUACCAAAAUGGUUGCCAAGUGGCUUUGACAAGGAACCUUGUAUGUGUCCUUGUGUACUGGUGGUGGGAAAUACUUGUACAGAAUUUUAGUAAUUUUUCGUUGCGCCGGAUGUCCUUGUGCUGGACCUGAAAAGAGAGGAGGGUCUUAAUUUGUGACAUUGGAAAAAUACAGUAUGUCUUGGAAAUUUGGCCUGCGUCUACAAUUGAUGGAAAAAAGAGCAGGUGGUCACUGAUUAAUUAGCAUUCUUUGGGUAAGCCUCUGUUAUUAUUCUGUUCAUCGUGAGAUAUGAGUCACCCUGCAGGCUGCAGUUGUAUAUAAUCAAGUUGAGAAUCUA